Homalodisca vitripennis (glassy-winged sharpshooter) is the source of this 752-nucleotide messenger RNA. RefSeq names its product cilia- and flagella-associated protein 20 (gene Bug22). The coding region runs from base 158 to 739 and encodes 193 amino acids. Gene Ontology annotation, cellular component: motile cilium; ciliary basal body. Gene Ontology annotation, biological process: positive regulation of cell motility; regulation of cilium beat frequency involved in ciliary motility; cilium assembly. The record is from RefSeq and is a predicted model, not a curated record. NCBI's taxonomy places the organism in Eukaryota, Metazoa, Arthropoda, Insecta, Hemiptera, Cicadellidae. The transcript is spliced from 2 exons.
AAGUUUUUUUUUAAUUGUUUGGUCUGCCCUAAUGGCGACGUUUGUGUUUUGUUUGGUUAAAUUCGGCUUCGAUUCAAGACGAAUUGGAAGAAAGUAAUAGUGGUGUUUCUGAAGUGGUAUUUGUAAAGUGUACUCAAGUAUUAUAUACUUCUAAAUAAUGUUUAAAAACACAUUUCAGAGUGGGUUUUUGUCAAUUCUGUACAGUAUUGGAAGUAAACCAUUACAGAUUUGGGAUAAAAAAGUGCGGAAUGGACAUAUAAAAAGAAUAACAGAUAACGAUAUUCAGUCUCUUGUUUUGGAAAUAGUAGGAACUAAUGUCAGUACAACAUUUAUUACAUGCCCAGCCGAUCCUAAAAAAACUUUGGGUAUCAAACUACCAUUUUUGGUUAUGAUAAUUAAAAACCUCAAGAAAUACUUCACAUUUGAAGUUCAGGUAUUAGAUGACAAAAAUGUCAGAAGAAGGUUUAGAGCAAGCAAUUAUCAAUCCACUACGCGUGUGAAGCCCUUCAUUUGUACAAUGCCCAUGAGAUUAGACGAUGGUUGGAACCAGAUUCAAUUCAACUUGGCCGACUUUACCAGAAGAGCAUAUGGAACAAACUACAUUGAGACGCUUCGAGUGCAGAUACACGCAAAUUGUAGGAUACGUAGAGUUUACUUCUCCGACCGUCUCUACUCUGAAGAUGAACUGCCUGCUGAGUUUAAGUUGUUUUUACCAAUACAAAAUAAAGUUAAACAGUGAAGUUGAAAUACAG